UGCGACAAUUAUAAAAUUAUGGCUGAAGGUAAACGAGCAACAGGUUACAAAAUCAGCGGCAGUGAUGUACCUAUCAGCGAUGACAGAUUAGAACCAGGGUGGUAUAAAAUAGUAAAUGAAGGUGGAACCGAAAUACCAACAGAGGCACCAGGAUUAAUGUCUUGUGGUACUUUAUUCCCAAUAUGGCUUAAUGGUGAUCUCCCGACAGCAAAUACUACAGAAUUAUCGCAGUCUGUGUGUGUUCAAACAAUUUCAUCGGAAUGUCAGCCGAGUUGGACCAUUGACAUCAAACACUGUCAUGGAAAUUUUAUAAUAUACAAUUUAGUGGAAAGUCAAAUAUCAAGCUCUGGAUAUUGUUUUGGGAAAGAAGUAAAAUGCCCAGAUGGCCAAUAUUCCGAAAAUGGAUUUACUCCUGGGUGUACAAGUGAUGUCCCUAAAGAAAUAUUUUCUCCAGUUGUUCGAGCUGAACUUACCGAAGUAACAAUACAUCAAACGUCAUUCGGACCAAGCCUAGAACCUGUUUUUAGAUGUGCAUUUGACGCAAUUUUCGAAAAAUCUUACGCGUACGACAUCUAUUGGUUAAUUAAUAAUCAAUCAAUUAUUGUCCACAAAAGAAUUUCCUACAGUAGCAUAAAUGAUACGUUGCUCCGUCCAAAAGACUGGAUCAAUGACUACAAAAUGAACAUGAUGGUCAGAUGCAGUCUUCGUGUAAGGUUAGAUGUUGACUCUGUCCCUGGGCCAACUUUUGGUAGUUUAGAUUUUGAAGCUGGUGUAAAGCCUGAAUUUACUGUGUAUGAAGUGGCAGAAGGAGAUGAAAUAUCAGUCAGAUUAACAUCAUCUGUUCCUAUAGGAUGCUUUGGGUCAGCAGAUAUCAUAACAUCUCUUUGUGUUGAAACUUUGAAAAUAGCACAACCAGAGUAUCAGGAUAAUCCAUCAGACAAAUGUGUAAAUAGCAUUAGAAAAGGUUCAACAGUUUUUGAAACACAAGACUGUGGGGUAUCAUUUUCUACUACAAACUGGAUGUUGCCUGUGAACUUGACAGUCAAAGGAUACAUUGACAAUUACUACAAUUCAGACAACAGGAAGAGUUAUAUUCGGCUAAUAACAGAGAGUAAAAGUGCCACCGAUCUGUCCGGAGUUUGGGAUACAGUCAAUAUACCAGAAAUACAGGUGAUCGUUUCGGACAAAGACUCGGAAGUUACAGGACGGUAUUGCGGUACAUGGAAUGAUCCACGAUAUGUGACAGCUGAUGGUAAAUAUUUUACCUAUCAUGGAUGCGGAGAACAUGUUCUAUAUAGGAACAAGCGAUAUCCAUACUGGGUUCAUACAUUGUCAACACGCUGCUGGUGGAGAGGAACGUGUAACUGCGGAAUAGCUAUACGAAGUCAUGAUUCCCUGUUUGUUGUUAGAACAUGUGACAUAAUAUCAACUGUGUUCUACAGUCUCAGGAGACAUCAUCCAUACAUUUCCUAUGCUGCAUGUAACAAUGAACAUAUGACCAUACAGAAAUUAAACCGAGGUUACAAGGUGACGCUUCCAAUCGGCACAGAAAUAAGUUUUACUGUCUCUGGGGGAUGGAUACCAGGAAUUGCUAUAAAACCAUCUACAUUAGAUAUUGAGCAAACUGAAGGGCUAUGUGGUUUUGUUAGUAAAACAAAAGAUACAUCAGACGACUUUAUUCCAAGAAGUUCCAGUUUUGCUACAUCGUCUGUGUAUGAUUUUGCUAGAUCAUGGAGGGUUGGUCGGUAUUCGGCUUAUGGUGAAGAAGACCUUUUCACUCCUUUUCCAAUGUUUCCCUCAAAUGAUUUACAGCUAAAGGAAUACUGUCUUUGUGCAGCAGAAGCAGACCAAAACGAUGAUAUUUCAACAUUUACGGAUAUACACUGUAAUCUUACUCAGCCAUUGGUGCAGUGCGAAACUGCGAAAAAUAACAUUGCAAAUAGGUUAUACCAAGAAUGUCACACACAUAGAAUGCGUAGAGAUACUUCUAAUAUGGAGAAUGAUCAACGAAAAAUAGUUAAACGGAAUGCAUUGGAUAGUGAUGAUGUGAUUGAUGAAACGUCUUUGACAUACCAUGAGACUUUUGACCCAAAUUAUAUUCCAUCUGACCCUGAUUGGAAGAAUGGAUGGAACGAAGAUUCUGCAAGGGAAAGAUGUGAAAUAGGUAUUUCAGAAAUGGCUGCUCUGGAACUUUGUCAGAAAUACGCUAACAUUGAUAAGACCUUAUACAUAGGCCUAUGUAUCGAAGAUAUCAAGAUUUCAGGGAGUUCAGAUUACAUACCAUACAUGAUCUGGUUGAUGGAAGAUGCAUGCAAAUUUGAAAUAUCACGAAACGAAUCUCUGUUCAGUAAUUCCUCUGGAAACAAUGGUGUUGCUGUUAUGGAAACAAUUCUUGAUCUCAUGUGUCCUAACAGAUGUAGUAACAAUGGUGUCUGUAAUAAAAGUGAAUGUGUCUGUAAUAAUGGUUACAUUGGAUCUGAUUGUUCUAUGACACUGGCUGACGCCCCAAAAGAAAUAUCUGUUCCCGAUGAAGGACUUUGUGGAACCAAGCAAAGAAACUGUCAAAAGACAAAUAUAUUUGGUGAAUUUCAUGCUUCAAAUAUGUAUUGUAAAUUAGAACAUUUUAUCGUUACCGACAAUGGCAAACAAUUGAGCGGUACCGAGGCAAUUGUAUCAGCUGUUUACUCAUAUGAAAACUUGAUAUCGUGUGAUUUUCCAAACUCCAGAAAGAGACGGUCAACAGACAACAGACCUGAGGGAUACGACAUUUCCCUGUCAUUUGAUCAGACUAACUAUGGUGACACUGUUUCUAUCAUCAUAUACGACGACGAUUGUUUCAAUUGUAACUCGACGUCAGUUACUUGUACUGAAUUAGAUUCAUGUUUGGGUUUUACAACAGAAACAGAAUAUGGUAAGCACUUAAAAAAAUGA
This is a messenger RNA of Mytilus californianus (California mussel), 2931 nucleotides long. RefSeq lists its product as uncharacterized. The record is from RefSeq and is a predicted model, not a curated record. The coding region runs from base 19 to 2931 and encodes 970 amino acids. NCBI's taxonomy places the organism in Eukaryota, Metazoa, Mollusca, Bivalvia, Mytilida, Mytilidae. The transcript has 15 exons.